GCGGCUGCGGGCCGAGCCCGCCCGGGUGCAGUCGCCGCUCCGCGCCACGCCGCCGCGCAGUCCCCGCGCCGCUCCGUGGGCCGCCGGAGCCGCACGUCGGGCCGCCCUCCUCUUCCUCCCCACCGCCGCCGCCUCUCGCUAUGAAUGCACGCCGGGCCCUGCUCUCCGCCGCCUUGCUCGCCAGCCUCCUCUGGGAUUUACCUUGCUGCCUCCCGGCUUCCCUCCCUGCCUCCUCGGAGCUCGCCGCCUCUUCCAAAGGUGGUCGCAGCCGCAGAGCGCCGCGGUCCCCACGGGAGAGCCGCCCGCGGCAAGGGGGACACGCCAUGGACCGGGCGCUCCCACGGGCGGAACCCCACGAGUACAUGCUGUCUCUGUUCAGGACUUACUCUAUCGCGGAGAAACUGGGCAUCAACGCCAGCUUUUUUCAGUCGUCCAAAUCCGCCAAUACCAUCACUAGUUUUGUAGACAGGGGACGAGACGAUCUCUCGCCCGCUCCCUUGAGGCGGCAGCAGUAUGUGUUUGAUGUGUCGACCCUCUCGGAGACGGAGGAGCUCGUGGGGGCCGAGCUGCGGCUGUUCCGCCGGGUUCCCCGCGGCCGCCCGCCGCCCGCCGCCCCUCCGCACGUUCAGCUCUCCGCCUGCCUCUCGCCGCGGCCGCUGGACUCCCGCAGCCUGGACCCGCGAGCGGCCCCGUCCGCCGGCUGGGAGGUGUUCGACGUGCGCCAGGGCCUGCGGGAGCAGCGGCCCUGGAAGCGGCUGUGCCUGGAGCUGCGGGCCGCGGCGGACCCCGGGUCGCGGCGCUGGCUCGACCUGCGGGGCCUGGGCUUCGCCCGCCGGCCGCGGCCGCCGCAGGAGCGGGCGCUGCUGGUGGUCUUCACCCGCGCCCGGCGGCGGAGCCUCCUCGGGGAGCUGCGAGCCGAGCUGGGCGCUCCCCCGCCGCCGCCGCCCGCUGCCCGCCGCCCGCCGGCCCGGCGCCAGCGCCGCACCGCCUUCGCCAGCCGGCACGGCAAGCGGCACGGCAAGAAAUCCCGGCUGCGCUGCAGCAAGAAGCCGCUGCACGUCAACUUCAAGGAGCUGGGCUGGGACGACUGGAUCAUCGCCCCGCUGGAAUACGAGGCCCACCACUGCGAGGGGGUCUGCGACUUCCCGCUGCGCUCCCACCUGGAGCCCACAAACCACGCCAUCAUCCAGACCCUCAUGAACUCCAUGGACCCCGGCUCCACGCCGCCCAGCUGCUGCGUCCCCACCAAACUGACCCCCAUCAGCAUCCUCUACAUCGACGCGGGCAACAACGUGGUGUACAAGCAGUACGAGGACAUGGUGGUGGAGUCCUGCGGCUGCAGGUAGCGGGCGGGACGCCCCUCGGCGGCAGCCGGGUCUGCGUCUGGCGGAGCUGCGGCGGCAGCGGCGAGCGGGGCCCCCGUGCCGUGCCCGGCGGAGGGGAGCGGCGGAGGGGAGCGGCCGCCCGGCGCCGGGGCUGCCCGCGGUGGCGGCGGGGCUACGGCAGCUUCGGCCCGCGGCUGCCGGCGGGGAAGGGCGAGCGGGACGGGCAGGCGGCGAGGCCCCCUCCCGGUCCCUUCCCCGCUCCCCUCUCCUCCCCCGGGUUUAUCUGGCGAUCUAUCCUCCUCCCUCCAAAGGUGAAGGCAAUUUACCAAGUACAAAAAGAGUCGGGGGAGGGAGAGGGAGCAGACUGAUCCCUCUUUCUGAAGUUGCUCUGAAGAGGGCUGUUUCAUUUCUGCCCUCUCUUUCACAUUCCUGCAAGCUUACCAGCCAGAAAUAGCCUAUGUCCCCCCCCACCCCACCCCCCCC
Messenger RNA from Poecile atricapillus (Black-capped chickadee), 1808 nucleotides. RefSeq names its product growth differentiation factor 6 (gene GDF6). Bases 141 to 1346 code for a protein of 401 amino acids. Gene Ontology annotation, cellular component: extracellular region. Gene Ontology annotation, molecular function: growth factor activity; cytokine activity. The record is from RefSeq and is a predicted model, not a curated record. The transcript is spliced from 2 exons. Lineage: Eukaryota; Metazoa; Chordata; Aves; Passeriformes; Paridae. Gene Ontology annotation, biological process: SMAD protein signal transduction; BMP signaling pathway.